AUGAAGGAGUUGCUAGAACCCUUGAGUACCAAAGACAAGGGAAAAGCCAAGGUAGACGAAGGCAAAGAUGGUGAGGGCAAGAUCCAAACCCCAUCCAAGACUAUCAAUGUCAUCUUUGGUGGAAUCCCAGACCCAGUUGUUGCUGGCUCCAGACUUACCAAGGUACUCAUCGUUGGCGGCAGUGGUCUCAACAGCCUGUUCGCCAAGACUUUGAAGAAGAUGGGCUUCAACAUCACGGAGAUGCUCACCCCAACGAGCUCUCCCUUCUAUGGAAUCGUCCCAGGCAACACGGCUAUACCUCUUGGACAGGUAGUCCUGCUAGUUAUCUUCGGGACCAAGGAGAACUACCGGACUGAGUACAUCCAGUUCGAGGUGGCGGAUUUUGAAGUCCUCUCCCUCCACGGAGACUUGAAGAGAUCGUACGAGUGCGACACCGAGGCCGUCGAAUUGGCCAUGUCUCAAGUGCCUACUUCAAUGCAACAAGUCUUCAUCGCUUCAAAGAAGCUCUCCCCAACAGAACUCGAAAUUCCAGAGAACAAGUCGAGAGCUACCAAGGUCAAGCUGGCGAGCGGCGUGGACUUCAAAGCCAUCGACCUCGAGACCGGUGACACCUCCAAGACAGCCUUGAUUAACACAGGGCUAGAUGCUAAAUAG
Messenger RNA from Setaria italica (foxtail millet), 654 nucleotides. RefSeq lists its product as uncharacterized. Bases 1 to 654 code for a protein of 217 amino acids. Lineage: Eukaryota; Viridiplantae; Streptophyta; Magnoliopsida; Poales; Poaceae. The transcript has 3 exons. The record is from RefSeq and is a predicted model, not a curated record.